Messenger RNA from Radiomyces spectabilis, 1387 nucleotides. Its product is annotated as Thiolase, N-terminal domain-containing protein. The transcript has 5 exons. The record is from RefSeq and is a predicted model, not a curated record. Bases 55 to 1245 code for a protein of 396 amino acids. Gene Ontology annotation, biological process: fatty acid beta-oxidation. Lineage: Eukaryota; Fungi; Mucoromycota; Mucoromycetes; Mucorales; Radiomycetaceae. Gene Ontology annotation, molecular function: acetyl-CoA C-acetyltransferase activity.
UGGUGCACGUCUCCGUCAAACAAUUUUAACUCUUUCCUCUUCUCACAUCCCAUCAUGACUCAACGCGACGUUUACAUUGCUGCUGCUCAGCGUACCCCUCUUGGUGGUUUCAACGGUUCUUUGGCUUCGUUGCCUGCUACCAAGCUCGGCUCAUUGGCCAUCGAAGCUGCUAUCAAGAAGAUUAACCUUCCUGCUGAAGCCGUCGAAGAAGUCAUCUUUGGUUGCGUUUUGUCCGCUGGUCUCGGUCAAAACCCUGCUCGUCAAGCUGCCCUUGGUGCUGGCCUCAGAGAUGAGACCAUUGCCACCACCGUGAACAAGGUUUGCGCUUCUGGCAUGAAAGCUGUCAUGAUGGGUGCUCAGAGCAUUAUGCUUGGUAAUGCCGAUAUCAUUGUUGCUGGUGGUAUGGAAUCCAUGAGCAAUACUCCUUACUAUUUGCCCAAGCAACGCUUUGGUUCUACCUAUGGUAACACCGAGGUCGUUGACGGUAUUGUCAAGGACGGUUUGACGGACGUGUACAACAACUACUUGAUGGGUGUUGCUGCUGAGGAAUGUGCUGAAGAAUACCAGAUUUCUCGUGAGGAUCAAGAUAACUAUGCUGUCCAGUCUUACAAGCGUGCCCAAGCUGCCUUUGAAGCUGGUUAUUACAAGGAUGAAGUGAUUCCUGUGACUGUGUCCGGCGGCCGUGGCAAGCCUGACCGAGUGAUUGAAAUCGAUGAUGAAGUGUCCAAGCUCAACGAAGAAAAGCUUCGCGCUGUGCGUCCUGCUUUCCUUCCCAAGAACGGAACCGUCACUGCUCCCAACUCCUCACCUUUAUCCGAUGGUGGUGCCGCCAUUGUCUUGGUGUCCAAGGAAGCCGCCGAAAAGUACAACUUGCCUCUUUUGGCCCGAAUUUCUGGUUUUGCUGAUGCCGCUCAAUCGCCUAAUCGUUUCACUACCUCCCCUGCUCUGGCUAUCCCCAAGGCUAUCAAGCAUGCCGGUCUCACGGCUGAGGAUAUCGAAUACUACGAAAUCAACGAAGCCUUCUCCGUGGUGGCUUGCGCCAAUACCAAGAUUCUUAACCUCCCUGCCGAGAAAGUUAACAUCUGGGGUGGUGCUGUUGCUAUGGGACAUCCUUUGGGUUGCUCUGGUGCUAGAAUCAUUGCCACGUUGACCUCGGUCCUCAAGCACAAGAAUGCCAAGUACGGUGUUGCUGGUGUUUGCAACGGUGGUGGUGGAGCUUCGGCCAUUGUCAUUGAGCGUUUAUAAAGUAGCAGAAUAUAGUAGAAAAAAAAAAACAAAUGCCCUUUCUGAACACGAUGCUACCUUUAGGUAGAAAAAAAGGUUAAGAUAAUAGGGAAACAUACACACAAACACACAUAAAGUAAAGGAUGCUUUUUUUUUUCAUGCA